This is a messenger RNA of Coregonus sp. 'balchen', 6060 nucleotides long. The record is from the annotation of a GenBank genome assembly. Lineage: Eukaryota; Metazoa; Chordata; Actinopteri; Salmoniformes; Salmonidae.
AUGUUUAUCUAUCCAUCAGGCCUGUUUAUCUAUCCAUCAGGCCUGUUUAUCUAUCCAUCAGGCCUGUUCAUCUAUUUAUCAGGCAUGUUAAUUUUUCCAUCAGGCCUGUUUAUCUAUUCUUCAGACCUGUUCAUCUAAUCAUCAGGCCUGUUUAUCUAUCCAUCAGGGCUGUUUAUCUAUCCAGCAGGCCUGUUCAUCUAUCCAUCAGGCCUGUUCAUCAAAUCAUCAGGCCUGUUUAUCUAUCCAUUAGGCCUGUUUAUCUAUCCAGCAGGCCUGUUCAUCUAUCCAUCAGGCCUGUUUAUCUAUCCAUCAGGCAUGUUUAUCUAUCCAUCAGGCCUGUUCGUCUAUCCAUCAGGCCUGUUCAUCCAUCCAUCAGGCCUGUUUAUCUAUCCAUAAGGCCUGUUUAACUAUCCAUCAGGCCUGUUUAUCUAUCCAUCAAGCCUGUUUAUCUAUCCAUCAGGCCAGUUCAUCUAUCCAUCAGGCCUGUUCAUCAAUCCAUCAGGCCUGUUUGUCUAUCCAUCAGGCCAGUUCAUCUAUCCAUCAGGCCUGUUCAUCUAUCCAGCAGGCCUGUUCAUCUAUCCAUCAGGCCUGUUCAUCUAUUUAUCAGGCAUGUUAAUCUAUCCAUCAGGCCUGUUUAUCUAUUCUUCAGACCUGUUCAUCUAAUCAUCAGGCCUGUUUAUCUAUCCAUCAGGGCUGUUUAUCUAUCCAGCAGGCCUGUUCAUCUAUCCAUCAGGCCUGUUCAUCAAAUCAUCAGGCCUGUUUAUCUAUCCAUUAGGCCUGUUUAUCUAUCCAGCAGGCCUGUUCAUCUAUCCAUCAGGCCUGUUUAUCUAUCCAUCAGGCAUGUUUAUCUAUCCAUCAGGCCUGUUCGUCUAUCCAUCAGGCCUGUUCAUCUAUCCAUCAGGCAUGUUUAUCUAUCCAUCAGACCUGUUUAUCUAUCCAUCAGGCCUGUUUACCUAUCCAUCAGGCCUGUUCAUCUAUGCAGCAGGCCUGUUCAUCGAUCCAUCAUGUUCAUCUAUCCAUCAGUGUCACGAUCGUCAGGAACAGAUGAGGACCAAGGCGCAGCGUUGCAGGCAAACAUACUCUUUAUUUAGCGUCAAAUGACCAAAACAACAAAACGAUAUCGUGACAGUUCACGGUCUAAAACAAACCGACUGGAAACAAAUCCCACAAACACGAAUGAAAAACAACCAGCAACACCUGACACUCGUUGCCUCUGAUUGGGAGCCACUCUGGCCAACAUAGAAAUGGCACCCAUAGAAACAAAACACAUUGAUCUACACACCCUGGCUCAACGUAACAGUGUCCCCAUAGCCAGGGCGUGACAGUACCCCCCCCUAAAGGCGUGGACUCCGACCGCGUCAACCAAAUACCACAGGGGAGGGACCUGUUUAUCUAUCCAUCAGGCCUGCUUAUCUAUCCAUAAGGCCUGUUUAUCUAUCCAUAGGCUGUUCGGCUAUCCAUAAGGCCUGUUCAUCUAUCCAUCAUGUGUAUCUAUACAUCAGGCCUGUUUAUCUAUCCAUCAGGCCUGUUUAUCUAUCCAUCAGGCCCGUUCAUCUAUCCAUCAGGCAUGUUUAUCUAUCCAUCAGACCUGUUUAUCUAUCCAUCAGGCCUGUUUACCUAUCCAUCAGGCCUGUUCAUCUAUCCAGCAGGCCUGUUCAUCGAUCCAUCAUGUUCAUCUAUCCAUCAGGCCUGUUUAUCUAUCCAUCAGGGCUGGUUAUCUAUCCAGCAGGCCUGUUCAUCUAUCCAUCAGGCCUGUUCAUCAAAUCAUCAGGCCUGUUUAUCUAUCCAUCAGGCCUGUUUAUCUACCCAUCAGGCAUGUUUAUCUAUCCAUCAGGCCUGUUCAUCUUUCCAUCAGGUCUGUUCAUUUAUUCAUCAGGCCUGUUUAUCUAUCCAUUAGGCCUGUUCAUCCAUCCAUCAGGCCUGUUUAUCUAUCCAUCAGGCCUGUUCAUCCAUCAAUAAGGCCUGUUUAUCUAUCCUCAGGCGUGUUCAUCUAUACAUCAGGCCUGUUUAUCUAUCCAGCAUGCCUGUUCAUCUAUCCAGCAGUCCUGUUAAUCUAUCCAUCAGGCCUGUUCAUCUAUCCAGCAGGCCUGUUUAUCUAUCCAUCAGGCCUGUUUAUCUAUACAUCAGACAUGUUUAUCCAUCCUUCAAGCCUUUUAUAUAUCCAUCAGUCCUGUUCAUCUAUCCAUCAUGUUACUCUAUCCAUCAGGCCUGUUCAUCUAUCCAGAAGGCCUGUUCAUCUAUCCAUCUUGUUCAUCUAUCCAUCAGGCCUGUUCAUCUAUCCAGCAGGCCUGUUCAUCUCUCCAUCAGGCCAGUUUAUCAAUUCAUCAGGCCUGUUCAUCUAUUCAUCAGGCCUGUUUAUCUAUCCUUCAAGCCUUUUAUAUAUCCAUCAGGCCUGUUCAUCUAUCCAGAAGGCCUGUUCAUCUCUCCAUCAGGCCAGUUCAUUUAUUCAUCAGGCCUGUUUAUGUAUUCAUUAGGCCUGUUUAUUUAUCCAUCAGGCCUGUUCAUCUGUCCAUCAGGCCUGUUUAUCUAUCCAGCAGGCCUGUUCAUCUAUCCAGCAGUCCUGUUAAUCUAUCCAUCAGGCCUGUUCAUCUAUCCAGCAGGCAUGUUUAUCUAUCCAUCAGGCCUGUUUAUAUAUCCAUCAGGCCUGUUUAUCUAUCCAGCAGGCCUGUUCAUCUAUCCAUCUGGCCUGUUCAUCUAUCCAGCAGGCCUGUUAAUCUAUCCAUCAGGCCUGUUUAUCUAUCCACCAAGCCUGUUAAUCUAUCCAUCAGGCCUGUUUAUCUAUACAUCAGGCCUGUUCAUCUAUCCAGCAGGCCUGUUUAUCUAUCCAUCAGGCCUUUUCAUGUUUCAAGCAGGCCUGUUCAUCUAUCCAGCAGGCCUGUUUAUCUAUCCAGAAGGUCUGUUCCUCUAUCAAGCAGGCCUGUUCCUCUAUCCAGCAGGCCUGUUCAUCUCUCCAGCAACAGCAGGCCUGUUUAUCUAUCCAGCAGGCCUGUUUAUCUAUCCACCAAGCCUGUUUAUCUAUCCAUCAGGCCUGUUUAUCUAUCCAUCAGGCCUGUUUAUCUAUCCAUCAGGCUUGUUUAUCUAUCCAACAGGCCUGUUUAUCUAUCCAUGAGGCAUGUUUAUCUAUCCAUCAGGCCUGUUUAUCUAUCCAUCAGGCCUGUUGACUGUCCAGCAGGCCUGUUCAUCUAUUCAGCAGGCCUGUUUAUCUAUCCAUCAGGCCUGUUUAUCUAUCCAUCAAGCCUAUUCAUUUAUUCAUCAGCCCUGUUUAUCUAUCCAUCUGGCCUGUUAAUCUAUCCAUCAGGCCUUUUCAUCUAUCCAUCAGGCCUGUUCAUCUAUUCAUCAGGCCGGUUUAUCUAUCCAGCAGGCCUGUUCAUCUAUCCAUCUGGCCUGUUCAUCUAUCCAGCAGGCCUGUUAAUCUAUCCAUCAGGCCUGUUUAUCUAUCCACCAAGCCUGUUAAUCUAUCCAUCAGGACUGUUUAUCUAUACAUCAGGCCUGUUCAUCUAUCCAGCAGGCCUGUUUAUCUAUCCAUCAGGCCUUUUCAUGUUUCAAGCAGGCCUGUUCAUCUAUCCAUUAGGCCUGUUUAUCUAUCCAGAAGGUCUGUUCCUCUAUCAAGCAGGCCUGUUCCUCUAUCCAGCAGGCCUGUUCAUCUCUCCAGCAACAGCAGGCCUGUUUAUCUAUCCAGCAGGCCUGUUUAUCUAUCCACCAAGCCUGUUUAUCUAUCCAUCAGGCCUGUUUAUCUAUCCAUCAGGCCUGUUUAUCUAUCCAUCAGGCUUGUUUAUCUAUCCAACAGGCCUGUUUAUCUAUCCAUGAGGCAUGUUUAUCUAUCCAUCAGGCCUGUUUAUCUAUCCAUCAGGCCUGUUGACUGUCCAGCAGGCCUGUUCAUCUAUUCAGCAGGCCUGUUUAUCUAUCCAGCAGGCCUGUUUAUCUAUUCAGCAGGCCUGUUUAUCUAUCCAGCAGGCCUGUUUAUCUAUGCAGCAAGCCUGUUUAUCUAUCCAUCAGGCCUGUUCAUCUCUCCAGCAACAGCAGGCCUGUUCAUAUAUUCAGCAGGCCUGUUCAUCUAUCCAUCAGGCCUUUUCAUCUCUCCAGCAGGACUGUUUAUCUAUCCAUCAGGCCUGUUCAUCUAUCCAGCAGGACUGUUUAUCUUUCCAUCAGGCCUGUUCAUCUAUCCAUCAGGCCUGUUCAUCUAUCCAGCAGGACUGUUUAUCUAUCCAUCAGACCUGUUUAUCUAUCCAUCAGGCCUGUUUAUCUAUCCAGCAGACCUGUUUAUCUAUCCAUCAGGCCUGUUCAUCUAUCCAUCAGGCCUGUUUAUCUAUCCAGCAGCCUUGUUUAUCUAUCCAUCAGGCCUGUUUAUCUAUCCAGCAGUCCUGUUUAUCUAUCCAUCAGGCCUGUUUAUCUAUCCAUCAAGCCUGUUUAUCUAUCCAGCAGACCUGUUUAUCUAUCCAGCAUGCCUGUUCAUCUAUCCAGAAGGCCUGUUCCUCUAUCCAGCAGGCCUGUUCAUUUAUCCAGCAGGCCUGUUUAUCUAUCCAGCAGGCCUGUUCAUCUAUCCACCAAGCCUGUUUAUCUAUACAUCAGGCCUGUUCAUCUAUCCAUCAGGCCGGUUCAUAUCUUCAGCAACAGCAGGCCUGUUCAUUUAUCCAGCAGGCCUGUUCAUCUAUCCACCAAGCCUGUUUAUCUAUCCAUCUGGGCUGUUCAUCUAUCCAUCUGGGCUGUUUAUCUAUCCAGCAGGCCUGUUUAUCUAUCCAUUAGGCCUGUUCAUCUAUCCUGCAGGCCUGUUCAUCUCAAUCCAGCAGGCCUGUUUAUCUAUCCAUCUGGGCUGUUCAUCUAUCCAUCUGGGCUGUUCAUCUAUCCAUCAGGCCUGUUCAUCUAUCCAUCAGGCCUGUUCAUCUAUCCAGCAGGACUGUUUAUCUAUCCAUCAGGCCUGUUUAUCUAUCCAUCAGGCCUGUUUAUCUAUCCAUCAUAUCUGUUCUUCUAUUCAUCAGGCCUGUUUAUCUAUCCAUCAGGCUUGUUUAUCUAUCCAUCAGGCCUGUAUAUCUAUCCAUCAGGCCUGUUCAUCUAUCCAGUAGGCCUGUUCAUCUAUCCAUCAGGCCUGUUAAUCUCUCCAUCAGGCUUGUUUAUCUAUCCAGCAGGCCUGUUCAUCUCUCCAGCAGGCCUGUUUAUCUAUCCAGUAGGCCUGUUCAUCUAUUUAGUAGGCCUGUUCAUCUAUUUAGUAGGCCUGUUCAUUUAUCCAUCAAGCCUGUUUAUCUAUCCUCAGGCCUGUUAAUCUCUCCAGUAGGCCUGUUCAUCUAUUUAGUAGGCCUGUUCAUUUAUCCAUCAAGCCUGUUUAUCUAUCCAUCAGACCUGUUUAUCUAUCCAUCAAGCCUGUUUAUCUAUCCAUCAGGCCUGUUCAUCUGUCCAGUAGGCCUGUUCAUCUAUCCAGCAGGCCUGUUCAUCUAUCCAGUAGGCCUGUUCAUCUAUCCAUCAAGCCUGUUUAUCUAUCCAUCAGGCCUGUUCAUCUAUCCAGUAGGCCUGUUCAUCUAUUUAGUAGGCCUGUUCAUUUAUCCAUCAAGCCUGUUUAUCUAUCCAUCAGACCUGUUUAUCUAUCCAUCAAGCCUGUUUAUCUAUCCAUCAGGCCUGUUCAUCUAUCCAGCAGGCCUGUUUAUCUAUCCAUCAGGCCUGUUCAUCUAUCCAGCAGGCCUGUUUAUCUAUCCAGCAGGCCUGUUUAUCUAUCCAUCAGGCCUGUUCAUCUAUCCAGCAGGCCUGUUUAUCUAUCCAUCAGGCCUGUUCAUCUAUCCAGCAGGCCUGUUUAUCUAUCUAACAGGCCUGUUCAUCUAUCCAGCAGGCCUGUUUAUGUAUCCAUCAGGCCUGUUUAUCUAUCCAUCAGGCCUGUUUAUCUAUCCAGCAGGCCUGUUUAUCUAUCCAUCAGGCCUGUUUAUCUAUCCAUCAGGCCUGUUUAUCUAUCCAGCAGGCCUGUUUAUCUAUCCAUCAGGCCUGUUUAUCUAUCCAUCAGGCCUGUUUAUCUAUCCAGCAGGCCUGUUUAUCUAUCCAGCAGGCCUGUUUAUCUCUGUGGACUGGGAUGUAAUGUGA